AAUGUUUUCUCGGUAGCAUGGCGAAUACCGUGCAUGGGCAUUCGCCCCUCGCCCUCUCCCCAUGCACCUCCUCUCACCUUGCUCCAGAUACUAUACCCUCUGGGCCACAGAUAUACAGUCCGCCCCAUGAGUAGCUUGCGGAAUACGGCCAUUAACCACCAGAAUAUAUUAAAACCCGUUAGAUUCACGGGGGUAUUACAAUCAUGCCUCUCCCGAAUCUCUUCUCCGUCCCGAACGUUCUCAUCUUCCCUUCCCUCCUCCGCCAGAGCCCCGCGAACUUCUCCUCGCUUGAAUAAACGCGAAGAAGGCGUCCGUUUCAGAGCCCGCGAUCUCUCUGCUCACGAGAUCUCCCAGAUAUUUGGUCCAGAGCUGCAUAUUUCAGUACCGAUGGGCAAUAGGAUUCUUCGAAUCCUCCAAGAACGUCGUAUCACAGGUACCAUCGAUGUUGAUCUCCCAGCCGAUAUUAGUAAGGUUGUCGCAGAGAGUACGAUAUUGACGGGACUAGAGUGGCUGCGAAAAAGGUACCCCAUGGAUGAGGAUGCUGCGAUUCUGAAACGGAUUGAAAGAGAAGAGAUUGCGGAGGAACAGAAGCUCAUCAAACGUGGUCAGGAACUUGGCUUUUACAAGCCGCAGAGCGGGAAAUUCGACAAGCCCAUUGAGAAGGAAGGCGACGUUUACGGAAAGAGUUUUCUUCAGGAACAGCGGGAGGCGAACGAGCGGAGGAAUAGGUUGGAAGAUGAAAAAUGGAGACGAGAUUGGAUGGAAGGCGAGGCGAAGGAUCGGGAAAUACUAAGGCAGAGCAUGCAGAAAAACAUGGAGUUGCAGAAGUUCGAGGAAGCGGCGGUUAUGGAAGCCAAACCUCGUGCGGAUCCGAAUGUUCGUCCUGCUUUGGCGUGGGUGCAACAGCAUCAUGUUCGAGCUACAGCAAAUGAUUGGGAUACCUCAAAACUGUCCAUGGCCCGCAGAAUCCUCCCUUCUCUCUGUAUUACGCUCCUAACAAUAGGCCUCUGCUAUGUCCUCGCUGAAAAUUACGAGCCAGCGCCCCGCCACGAGCGCUUGAUGCCCAAUACACCCCCCGCCGCAGCAACCGUGAUUGGCCUCAUUAGCACCAAUGUUCUCAUCUACGCCAUGUGGCGAGCCGUCCCUCCCGCCUGGCGAAUGCUGAAUCGGUAUUUCAUUAGCGUGCCCUUGUAUCCUUACUCAAUAAGCAUCAUCGGCAGCAUAUUCAGCCACCAGCAAAUCCGACAUCUAGGUGCCAACAUGUUGAUUUUGUGGUUUAUCGGGACGAGACUCCACGAAGAACUCGGCCGCGCUGACUUCCUCUCCCUCUACUUCUCCUCCGGCGCCAUCGCCUCACUAACCUCCCUAGCCGCCCACGUCCUCCAAAAUAAACUAACCGUAACCUCCCUCGGUGCCUCAGGCGCCAUCGCCGGGCUCGUCGCAGCCUGGUGCAUGAUACAUGCAAACGACAAACUCACCAUCGCCCUCCUCCCGCAAUCCUGGCAAGAGACAUUCUCCGCCAACGGCUCGACAUUUCUGGCAGUUAUUGUGCUUGUGGAGAUCGCGUCGUUGGUGAUAUUGCCGUUUCGGAUUCGGAUGCCCGUGAUGGAUCACUGGAGCCAUAUGGGUGGGUAUGCGGCUGGCGCGGUGGCAGGGUGGUUGUGGAAAGGGAGGAGAGAAGAGAGAAGGAAAAGGAGGAAGGAAAAGGAGGGUGAUGGGCUAUGGGGAUGGUUUGGUGGUGGGAGGUAGUUUUAUUAGCGGUGGUGGUGAUUGAGGACAUCUAGUCGCAUAUUUAUUUUGGACUGGCGGGAGUGUCUGUAAUAUUAUUAUUCUAUUGUAUCUUCUGUUUCUUUGUGUAUGAGUACUUAAAGAAUUGCCCGCCCCUUAUUGGCAUCCGGAUUCUCAGCCACAUGUAAUUAUAUAUAUAUAUAUAUAUUUUGUGAAGGUAAUAAAUAAAUGACUUUCUUGUG
Messenger RNA from Histoplasma capsulatum G186AR, 1970 nucleotides. RefSeq names its product rhomboid protease PCP1. The record is from RefSeq and is a predicted model, not a curated record. The transcript is spliced from 5 exons. The coding region runs from base 127 to 1749 and encodes 540 amino acids. Gene Ontology annotation, molecular function: serine-type endopeptidase activity. Lineage: Eukaryota; Fungi; Ascomycota; Eurotiomycetes; Onygenales; Ajellomycetaceae. Gene Ontology annotation, cellular component: membrane.